UCUCCGGCCAACACCGCGAGUUUCGUUUGGAUGUUCGCGUUUGUCUGCUAGCAUCACCAGCCAUCGCAUGUUUAGGAUUUAGGAGUGAACUUGUUCCGUAUAUAAAGAAUUAUUUGAGUGAUCCACUCUUCUAACUGCAGGUGCACAAUGGUCUCAUUAAAGCGAGAAAACAUUGAGCUUGAGGACGACGACGACGAGGAAGAAGGGGUGGUUGCCAAGGUGGGACGAGGACGGGCCGCGGAGGAUCGGAGGAGCCGCCACUGCCCUUACCUGGACACAAUCAACAGGAGCGUUCUGGACUUCGAUUUUGAGAAGUUAUGUUCGAUAUCGCUAUCCCACAUUAACGUGUAUGCCUGUCUCAUAUGUGGAAAGUACUUUCAAGGCAGAGGUCUCAAGUCGCAUGCUUACACCCACAGUGUCCAGUUCACCCACCAUGUGUUCCUCAACCUGCAUACCCUGAAGUUCUACUGCCUACCAGACAACUACGAGAUCAUCGACUCUUCCCUGGAGGACGUUACAUAUGUGUUGAAGCCCACCUUCACCAGGCCUCACAUCUCGGGGCUGGAUAAGCAGGGCAAGCUGUACCGGGCGUAUGACGGAACCACCUACCUCCCUGGCAUCGUGGGGCUCAACAACAUCAAAGCCAACGACUACGCCAACGUGGUGUUGCAGGCACUGUCCAACGUUCCCCCUCUGCGGAACUACUUCCUGGAGGAGGAGAACUACCGGGGCAUCCGACGGCCCCCUGGGGACAUCAUGUUCCUCCUGGUGCAGCGCUUCGGCGAGCUGAUGAGAAAGCUGUGGAACCCCCGGAACUUCAAGGCCCAUGUGUCGCCUCACGAGAUGCUGCAGGCCGUGGUGUUGUGCAGCAAGAAGACCUUCCAGAUCACCAAGCAAGGCGAUUCGGUGGACUUCCUGUCCUGGUUCCUGAACGCCCUCCAUAACGCUCUCGGAGGCACAAAGAAGAAACCAUCAAGCAUCACAAAUGUGUUUCAAGGCUCCAUGCGGAUCUUCUCCAAAAAGCUUCCACAUCCAGAUUUAACACCAGAGGAAAAGGAGGAAUUGCUGCUGACAGAAGAGUACCAGGAGAAGAUAUCGGAGUCCACCUUCCUGUAUUUGACCCUUGACCUCCCAACGGCACCGCUGUACAAGGAUGAGAAGGAGCAGCUGAUCAUUCCUCAGGUGCCCCUCUUCAACAUCCUGGGCAAGUUCAACGGCAGCACAGAGAAGGAGUACAAAACAUACAAAGAGAAUUUCCUCAAGAAAUUCCAGCUGACCAAACUGCCCCCCUACCUGAUAUUCUGCAUCAAGCGCUUCACCAAGAACAACUUCUUUGUGGAGAAAAACCCCACCAUUGUCAACUUCCCCAUCACUAACGUGGACCUCCGAGAGUACCUGACGGAGGAAAGCCAGGUCACAGAAAAGCACACGACCUACGACCUUGUAGCCAACGUGGUGCAUGAUGGGAAGCCCACCGAGGGAGCCUACAGAACACACGUACUGCACCACGGCACGGGGAAGUGGUACGAGAUGCAGGACCUGCAAGUGACGGACAUCCUGCCCCAGAUGAUCACCCUGUCUGAGGCCUACAUCCAGAUCUGGAAACGCAGGGAGGAUGAUGACACACCGAUCCACACCGGAGCGUAGUGUCCUGGUGGCCCCAGUGACCGAGCCCAGUAAGACCCUCUGGUCCCUCUGAACCCUAAAGAGCUCUGCAGAGUAAGGAGGUCUGACUCUCGUUCCAGACAUUAAGGACUGAGGAAAAAUAUUUUCUUUUAUUACAACUUUUUUAAGUGUUUAUUUGUGAACUCUUUUGAAAUAAACAUGUAUUUCAAAUUUC
This is a messenger RNA of Gadus morhua (Atlantic cod), 1840 nucleotides long. RefSeq names its product ubiquitin specific peptidase 39 (gene usp39). NCBI's taxonomy places the organism in Eukaryota, Metazoa, Chordata, Actinopteri, Gadiformes, Gadidae. Gene Ontology annotation, molecular function: zinc ion binding; cysteine-type deubiquitinase activity. Gene Ontology annotation, biological process: protein deubiquitination; mRNA processing; spliceosomal complex assembly. The record is from RefSeq and is a predicted model, not a curated record. Bases 148 to 1647 code for a protein of 499 amino acids. The transcript is spliced from 13 exons.